AUGUCGCUGCGGAUACGCAAGCGCCUGGUCGCCACCACGGCCAUGCAGGCCGCCUGCCUGAAAGCGGCCGCCAACAUCACCGCCCAGGUCGCCACCAUCUGGAAGCUGGGGCCGGGCCCCGGACACCCGGCCGCGCUGGACUGGGGCCGCGUCGCCGAGUUCUCCUUCUACGGCUUCGUCAGCGCUGGUCUCGGCUUCCCCUGGCAACACUGGCUUGAGUACCACUUCCCAACAAAGACCACGCCCGCCGCCGCCGCCACCCACGGCGCCGCCGUCGGCAGCUGGAUCAAGGGGGUGCCGGGUCAACAGCCACAGCCUCAGGUCCACGACGGCCACGACCCGGAUGACCCAGAAAAAAAGCAACCCCCGUCUGCCCGGGGACGGCCCCCACCGUCGCCAGAUGUGCAGCAGCAACCGAGCGCCCAAGCCCCGCUAACGCCUGGGAGCGGCGGGGUGGCCUCAAGCUCGGCCACCGCGAGCAUCAGCUGGCUAAACGUCACCUACAAGCUCGUGCUCGACCAAACGCUAUGGCUGCUCUUUACCACCACCAUCUUCCUCAUCUUCACAAACGUGCUACGGGUGCCAUCUGGCGAAGUAUUGUUCCAGGUCUGGAAGGAGAAAACUUGGUACAUUAUCAAAGCUGCCUGGCACGUCUGGCCCCUGGUCGCGAUUUGCAACUUUGCCUUCGUGCCCGUCGACUACCGCGUGCUCGUCGCCGCCUGUGUCGGCUUCGCAUGGAACGUUUUUCUAAGCCUCAUUACCAUGUCAAACGGCUAAAAGGAACACACGAUCAUCUUGCUUCAUAAUUCCCUCCCAUUUCACUCGCGAGCACUCGCCGUCUCCUAGCCGUGUCGUCCUUUCCUCUUGUAGCGGUGCCUGCUUGCGGAUUUAGCUGUCUUAGCACAUUACCUAGCGACCUGCCUACCUACCUAGAUACCUGAAUAGAUUUCUUAUGAACAUACCUCGCAAAAGCUUCAUC
Molecule: messenger RNA, 979 nt
Organism: Gaeumannomyces tritici R3-111a-1
Lineage: Eukaryota; Fungi; Ascomycota; Sordariomycetes; Magnaporthales; Magnaporthaceae
Exons: 1
Coding region: 1-777 (258 amino acids)
Cellular component (GO): membrane; cytoplasm
Source: RefSeq, a predicted model, not a curated record